CAUAGUAUGAUGGACACUCACUCCUGGUUCCUUCUUCCAGUCAAUAAAAGCCGAUAUCUCGCCUUACGUCUCAGUGUGAGUUAUUGAUGGUGCAUCAAUUUUAUUGACUGGAAGUUUUAAAACAUGGAAACCGUUUUGCGUCCGGACCGGUUGGAUUUGGACCCUCAAGACCCUGACGCAGCUCUUGCUUUUGAACACUGGCUUGCAUGCUUCCAAUCAUACUUGGAGGAGGUUCGUGCAACUGAACCCGCCGUUAUGCACAGAAUCCUACUCUCGAGGGUCACCCCCAAAGUUUACUCCAUUAUCCGGGACCUGCCGACCUACGAUGGGGCACUGGAACGCCCCCAAAAGACAGUACCUGCGGCCGGUGAACACCGUCUACGCAAGACAUCGUUUAGCUACCCGGCGACAGCGGCCUGGCGAAUCGUGCGCUGAGUUUCUCCGAGCACUACAGACACUCGUCCGAGCUUGCGACUGCAAGACGCUCACGGCAGAACAGCAUGCGGAGCUGCUGGUGCGAGACGCCUUUGUGACGGGACUGAGGUCAGUGUACAUGCGCCAGCGACUGCUGGAAAAUGCCGACCUUACCUUACGCUCGGUGAUCGAGAAGGCCAACGCUCUGGAAGCUGCUUUGCAUAAUGCUGACGCUGUCCAGUCGCACGAUUCCCUGCCGGUUCCGUGGACUCCUCAGACCCCGCCACCGCCGGCUCCCGGGAGCGAAUUCGCCGCUGCCAGUCGCGAUUCCACGAGCUCCCCGACCCUGACCACAGCUGUGGCCCGUCAGAAGCCCGUGCUUUGUUAUUUCUGCGGCCAUAAAAAACACCCUCAACAACGCUGUCCAGCGCGAGAAGCAACCUGCUCCAGCUGCAGAAAGCGGGGCCAUUUCGCCAAGGUCUGUAAGUCUAAACUGCGAGCGGAGUGCAGCGCUGCGGGUGAAACUUGGGGGCCGCCAUUUUGCAUGCCCAGAUGUGGGCGGCCAUCUUUGUCGGCGUCAGCACGCCCCGCCCCCGACCCUCCGAUGCUUACCGGGUACCCCGGAUGUGAGCGGCCAUCUUUGUUGACGUCAACAUGCCCCGCCCCCGGCCCUCCGAUGCUGACCGGGUACCCCGACGGCGAUUCAACUCUGGCCACCAUAACCCUCGAUCAAAGCGCCCCACACCAGCUUGCAAGGUCCAUGAUGGACAUCCGGGUGGAGGGGCACAGGACUAGAUGCCUGUUUGACACGGGCAGCACUGGGAGUUUUAUUCACCCGGACACAGUGCAACGCUGCGGACUCGCAACGCGGCCGAGGGAAAUGGACCGGAUGGUGGACCAGUACCAACUGCAGGCCACAUUUCCCUAUCUGGAUAACAUCACCAUCUGUGGUCACGACAGGCCAGAUCACGACGCCAACCUCCAACGAUCUCUCCAAGUGGCCGCAGCUCUGAACCUUACUUAUAACAGGGACAAGUGUGUGUUUGGAACCACCCGCCUUGCUAUACUUGGGUAUGUCAUGGAAAACGGGGUUAUUGGCCCUGAUCCCGAACGUAUGCGCCCCCUGUUAGAACUCCCUCUUUCCACCACUCUCAAGGCCCUCAGACGGUGCCUGGGUUUUUUUUCCUAUUACGCCCAAUGGGCCCCCCAUUAAGCAGACAAG
Messenger RNA from Hypanus sabinus (Atlantic stingray), 1636 nucleotides. RefSeq lists its product as uncharacterized. The transcript has 2 exons. Bases 326 to 1627 code for a protein of 433 amino acids. NCBI's taxonomy places the organism in Eukaryota, Metazoa, Chordata, Chondrichthyes, Myliobatiformes, Dasyatidae. Gene Ontology annotation, molecular function: nucleic acid binding; zinc ion binding. The record is from RefSeq and is a predicted model, not a curated record.